AUGUCGUUGGUUUGCUGCCUAAGUUUGAAGAGGUUGAGGGUUCUAAGUUUGAGUGGUUAUAACAUCUCUGAGCUACCUAGUUCCAUUGCGGAGUUGAAACUCCUGAGGCACCUGGACCUCUCAUCCACCAUGAUUAGAAGUUUACUGGAGUCAACAGAUGUGUAUUUGAUAGGUGAGAUGCCAUUAGGAAUUAAAAAUCUUAAGCGUCUUCGCAAACUGUCUGACUUUGUUGUCAGCAGGAAAAUUGGGCAUGGGAUAGAGGAGCUAAUGGAUUUAAACUUUCUCUGUGGAACGCUUUGCAUUUCAAGGUUAGAGAAUGUGGUUGAUCAUCGGAGAGCAAGGCAAGCCAAUUUACCGGAGAAACAGGAUCUAGAAGCUUUGGUGCUGAAAUGGAGUUCUGAUAUCACCGAUUCAAGAAAUGAAAGGAUUGAAAAAGAUGUAUUAGACAUGCUGCAACCUCAUCAGGGGUUGAAAGAGCUGACAAUCAACUCUUAUUCUUCCACAGAGUUUCCAUCUUGGGUUGGAGAUCCUUCCUUCUCUAACAUGGUGCUUCUAAGUUUGGAGAAUUGUGAAAACUGCACAUCCGUGCCAGUUCUUGGGCUUUUAAAAUCGCUCAAGGACCUUUCCAUCACCGGGAUGAGUGGACUGCAGAGCAUAGGUCGUGAGAUUUACGGGGAAUGCUGCUCAAAUCCUUUUCCUUCACUGGAGACUCUUUAUUUCAAAGGCAUGCCUGGAUGGAACUACUGGCAUGCCAACGGCGAAGAACAAGUUGAAGUUUUCCCUCGCCUGCAUAAGCUUUCUAUCUUGAAUUGUUCUCGGGUAUUGGGAAGAUUGCUAUACUAUCUUCCUUCAUUGAAAGAGCUAGUUAUUUGUGAAUCCAAGUGCUUUUCGGUUUCUAUUUCAAGUUUUCCGAUGCUCCGUAAUUUAGAUGUUGAUGGAUGCAAGGAAUUAAUCUGCAGAAGCACGACUCAGUUUAGCUCACUCAACUCCGUGGAGAUCACAGAUUUUUGGCAAAAUGGAGUCAGAUUACUACAACAUCUGAGUUCCUUACGUUAUUUGAAAAUCAGAAGUUGUUCCAGACUUGUUUCCUUUGGUGCAGAGGAGGAUGGACAAGAGCUGAAACUCGGCUUGCCUUGCUCUCUUGAAAUGCUGAAGUUAAUUGAUUGCGAAAGCCUUCAGCGACCAUUAAUUUUGCAUGGUCUCAGAUCCCUUGAAGAGCUACAUAUUGAAAAGUGUGCAGGGCUGGUUUCCUUUGUUCAAACCACUUUGCCUUGCACUCUUAAAAGGCUAUGCAUCAGUUGCUGUGAUAAUUUGCAGUAUUUGCUGGAGGAGGGAAAGGAUGCCAACAUUAGCAGUACAUCUCUUCUUGAGUACUUGGAUAUCAGGAAUUGUCCAUCUCUCAAGUGCUUAUUGUCAAGAAGAAAAUUACCUGCUCCUCUUAGACAGCUUGUGAUUUGA
Populus nigra (black poplar) is the source of this 1458-nucleotide messenger RNA. Its product is annotated as putative disease resistance RPP13-like protein 1. The record is from RefSeq and is a predicted model, not a curated record. NCBI's taxonomy places the organism in Eukaryota, Viridiplantae, Streptophyta, Magnoliopsida, Malpighiales, Salicaceae. Bases 1 to 1458 code for a protein of 485 amino acids. The transcript is spliced from 3 exons.